Molecule: messenger RNA, 677 nt
Organism: Apaloderma vittatum (bar-tailed trogon)
Lineage: Eukaryota; Metazoa; Chordata; Aves; Trogoniformes; Trogonidae
Product: ankyrin repeat domain-containing protein 7-like
Exons: 5
Molecular function (GO): protein binding
Source: RefSeq, a predicted model, not a curated record
GACAGCUCUGCAUCUCGCUUGUGCAAAUGGCCAUGUGGAUGUCGUCACGUACCUAGUAGAAAACAAGUGUAAGCUAAAUCUUUUGGACGGUGAUAACAGAACACCACUGAUGAAGGCAGUACAGUGCCAGCAGGAAAAAUGUGUGGCUGUUCUGCUGGAGCGUGGUGCGGACCCGAAUGUGGAAGAUGCUGAUGGCAACACUGCUCUUCACCUGGCUGUUCUAUCUCCUAAUACAAAGGUAGCGGGGCUGUUAAUUGAACACGAUGCCAAUCUUGAUGCCCAGAAUAAGGAGGGAUAUACUCCACUUUUCCUUGCUGUCUCCGAGCAUCACGAAGAGGUAGUCGAGUUUCUCCUUAGAAAAGGAGCUGAUGUGAAUGCUCGAGAUCACCAUGAAAGAAAUCCACUUAUGGCUGCUGCUUCUGGUGGGGACCAUAAUUUGGUAAAAGUUCUUCGUGAAUAUGGUGCUGAUGUUUCCCAUAAAGACAGUAAUGGACGGACAGCUGAGGAUUAUGCUGUUAUUUACGAUCAUCCUAGUCUUAGUCAACAACUGGCACAACACACAGACUGGGAAUGCACAGAAGCUUCUACAGGUGGUGCACAAGGCAUCACAAUACUCAACACUCCUCACCGGCCCAUAAUUUCUGGCUCUAUGUUGGGUGCACCUGCCAAGGACAGAG